GGCACCAGCUACAUUCAUACAGAGAGAAAAGAUCGUCUAGAAAAAAUGCGUUCAAAGAAUCAUCCAGCGGCAGAUGAAUAGGAUACAUCAUUAGAAAAGCACGAAUUUCGAGACGAGAAGCUGACGAAAGUGGAGGUAGACCUUCUGCGCUUCAAAGUUUGCCGUUAGCUCGUCGAGCACCGUCAAGCAUGUCUUUAGUUGUUGGUGGAACUCAUCUCUUCGCCUGAAAAUGGUGGGGUUGAUGAAAGAAAACUAUAGACGGCAUCGGCAACAAACGCUCACGUCAUCGAAGCCUAGUACCUACCGGGAAAGCUCUUCAAAGUAUUUGGCCGCGGAAAGCUCCUUACCGACUAAUCGAAGCUCUGAACGAGCGACUGCGUAUAAUCAUCAGACCUUUCACAGUUUACCAGUCAGCGAAUCGGACGAAAAUAAUUGGUUUAUGUCAGUACCAAUUUCAAACAUUACAUCGAUCAAAGGUGCGAUUCAGAGUCGUGUCGUUCGGCAGAGGCGAUCAGAGUACUUUGCUCAGUUGUCUCCACCAACCUAUCGAAACAGCGUGAAUAGCGGCCACGUAGUCGGACAAUCCAAGGAGGCAACCGUCGGCCCCGGUUGCACGUAUUCGUCUCAAGGGCUGCUUUCGUUCGAAGCUUGUCAGAAACAACAGCGGAAAUCAACACGUACAUAUGCCGAAUUGCCGUAUCAGAACUCCAACGCUAAUUACGGUUGGGUGAGCAAUGAGCAGUGGGACUGCUCCAACAGUCUACCUGGUGCGCGGCAACUGGCAUUACAGAACGACGCCGGCCGGAUCGAAACUAAUGAACGGUGCGUGAACAUACACUCAGCCACUUCGAGCAGAUAUCCAGAUCUGCUGCGGGAGAAGUCGAUUGUCAGUGACCAGUCGAACGCCUACAAGCCUAUGAUCGAUGGCGAGCUUUCCGAGCGAUCAGACAGAGCUUACGCAGAACAACACGCACAUCAAUCACAAAGUCAGGAAGAAAGUCUCCGUGUGGAUGGGAACAGUUUAAACAUCAAUUGUCUUUCACAAAUCUAUCAAGGGUCAGGCGAACCUUCAAUGUGUAUGCCUAACGGAAAAGACAAAAACUCGGUCGAGUCGUUGUUUCACGAUUGGAAAAGCAAAAUGGACUGGCAAAGUCUCCUAGCUACCGACCAUAACGAGGUGCAGCAACGUUUACUAGAAAGCGCCUCUAAUGACACUUCAAACUAUCAGGAGUAUUUGUCAACGUCAGCCAACGUAAUGCAACCAAUGCGUCGCCGUAGGGCUUCGUUUGGAUUAUGCGAUGCGCUCGACCUUACGCGGAAUCCGCCAGUACCUAACGAAGCUAACUAUAAUACUACAAGCCUUAUUUUCCAGUAACGAUCUCACGAAAAACUGUCUUGCAUAACUUGUUAGAUUAUUAAUAUUUUUGCCGUCUCAAUGCUACCGUCGUCGUGACGCUAUCGUUAACGUGGCAAGAUAAAGUCGUUAAAAGUUUAGUAACAUCCCAAACCGGGGGAAAUACGUAGAAAAAUUAGAAUAGGAUACCGCUCUAUGUUCUCCAUGCAAUAGAAGAUCGUUGACAAUAAAUAGAUACCGACUUCUACUUAACUAGCGCACCCCUAGGGCGCUUCGGGGGUGGCUUCCCGUAGACAACAACCUAUAUUGAGAAUUGAAUCAACAUGAACGUGUCACCUUAACAUUGUGCUUGAGAUACAUAUACACAUAUAUAUUGUAAAUUCUGCACGAAGAAUUUUGUAGAGUUAUUUCGUUGCGUUUAAACACGCGUGUCUAAACAAAGAUAGCCGUAAGUUAAAUACGUUGCUUUCCAACCUGCUAACUUUAGCUUCUUCGCUCAGACCUUAGGUUAACACAUUUUCUUCGACACAUUUAUUGCGUUUUUGGUGCUCGUCGUCAGUGAUACGUCAUGGAAGAAGUUGAGAAAGUUAUAGCUGGUAUUUUUAUGUAUUUUCAAAACUAUAGCCAUGUGUAAAAAGUAUGGUAAUGGUCAAAGAACAACGAUCUUAGCAGGGAACAACAACAUCACCUAGUGUUUUUUUUAUCGUUGCAAUUAUUACACAGCAUAAUUAUGCCGUAUCAAUGGAUUAUGUCUUA
Messenger RNA from Varroa destructor (honeybee mite), 2110 nucleotides. RefSeq lists its product as uncharacterized. The record is from RefSeq and is a predicted model, not a curated record. NCBI's taxonomy places the organism in Eukaryota, Metazoa, Arthropoda, Arachnida, Mesostigmata, Varroidae.